This is a messenger RNA of Saccostrea cuccullata (small rock oyster), 1108 nucleotides long. RefSeq lists its product as uncharacterized. The transcript has 2 exons. The coding region runs from base 91 to 612 and encodes 173 amino acids. The record is from RefSeq and is a predicted model, not a curated record. Lineage: Eukaryota; Metazoa; Mollusca; Bivalvia; Ostreida; Ostreidae.
CAACAUUGGAAACGCCGACUUUGCAACGCUUUUCCCCAACAGCAAUCUCCGACACAAACAAUCUGAGCUCCACAGAGAAAGACAGCCACCAUGAGAGUCGCCAUAUUCGGUUCCUCCUACGUGAAGCGAGCUUCAAGCUUUACAGACUUUGUCAUGCCAUUUGAAGUCGGGUGGUUUGGAGUUGGUGGGAUGACAGCUUCUCAGCCUUGUCCAAAUAUCAUCUCCAAGAUGUUGAGGUACAACCCGGACAUCGUUGUAGUGUGCUUAGGGGGAAACGACAUUUCCAGUGGAGCCGAGGCGUCAACAGUCAUUGACUGUCUGACGAGCCUUUUCGACCAAAUUAAAGUCUUGAGUCCCAGCUGCAGACAACCCGAGAUUUUCUUCUCAGAGAUUGUUUCUAGAGGAAAAUUUCGAUUUCCUUUGCAGCGUGAGGAGUUUGAUGCAAGGCGUAGAACUGUUAACAAUAAGAUGAAGAAAAUCCUUGGCCGAACCUACAUCAGAAUAGAUGUCAAAUUUCCCAGACAUUACCUUCCCGAUGAGAUCCACUUCAACGAGGCGGGAACAGUCCUCUUCUUGCUUUCAAUAAGCAAGACCAUCAAGAGUCGCUCCUAGGAGUUGACAAUAAACGGCCCUUUUAAGGGCCAUUAAAUUAUUCGAAAAGAUACCAAUGAAUACAGACGUAGAAACGUCGCACUUAACGUAUUUACCCUUUUAUUUUACCGAACUUCUCGGUAAAUGAAAAGGAAAUACGUAAACUUAUAUAAAAAUACACAUAAAGUAUAUAAUACACAAGCAUAACUUAUUUUUUCAUAAUUCCCGGACAUUUCGGCACAAGUGUUAGUUGCUCGAACUUCUGUUUAAACUCGUCAUAUUUCGUUAUAUCUACACAAAACCCUUUAGUUAGACUCAAGCGGCAAACCACAAUGUUCAUGUUAUGAGGCAACAAACUGACAUUACUUGAUCUGUUAUUAAUAAAAUAUAUAUCAUAAAAAUCUACACAUUAAAACAGUGCACGCAAUAUUGCAGGCGCGUAUUUUAUUUGAACAACCGAUUUUUUUCAUACAUAAAUUUUAUAAGUAGCCUUUACGAGACAAUUACCGGUACUUAG